AGCUAAUUGGCGGCGGACAGUAGUUUGUUAUUAUUUUGGUUCAAUUAGAUUUUGUUUUUGAAUUAUUAUCUGCUCUUCUCGUUCACGUUCGAUUCCUUUUUUUCUCCAUCAGAAACCGUUUAUUUGAACUAUUGUCGGAUCCGUUUCACUUUCGCGGUUGCCGGACACACGCGCAUACCGAUCCGUUAUCGACCGUCGUUACAAUAUUGUAAAUGUAAAACAAUAUCACCGUCGUCGUAGUCCCGUGGCCAUCCGAGUCGCCGCCGAAUGACGGUUGCCGUACCGGCGAUGGUGGUGUUUGCUGACGGACCCGACAAUAGACGUCUGCUUGCCAUUAUAAUUGUCAGGUAUCUCGGGCUCCGGUGUGGGUGACAGACGAGACAUAAUUGCAGUCCGUACAUAAUUAUUUAUAUCGUCGAUAGUAGGCAAUCAAUGUUUCCAAGGGAAUAAUAACUACUCAAUGAACAUAACGUGAACUUAACGACCAAUCGGUCGCAAUGACAAAGAAAUUUGAGUUCAAUUGGCAGAUCCCAGUUCCUGAUGUGUUGCUACAAGGUUGUGUGUUCGACCGCUGGUCUGAAGAAAAAGACAAUGUGGAAAUUGAAUAUGGCUGUACAUUCAAGGUUGAUGAAUAUGGAUUUUUCAUCUAUUGGAAAAGCGAAAAUCGAGAUGGAGAUGUCAUUGAAUUGUGUCAGGUCAGCGACAUACGUUCUGGAGGAUUACCCAAAGAUACUCGACAACAGCAGCAGUUGAUAAAUAAACAUGGUGAUACCUUGGAAGAGAAAUCCCUAACUAUAUGCAGCAACACGGAUUACAUCAACAUAAAUUAUCAGCAUGUUAUUUGUCCAGAUGCUGCUACAGCUAAACAAUGGCAAGAAGGCCUCCGUAAAAUCACACAUAACAACAAAAUGAACAAUGUUUGUGUACGGACUAAUCUUAUGAAACAUUGGAUGCGAUUAGGCAUGUUAGUGGAUCCAAAAGGUAAAGUUCCUGUAAAAGUAAUUGCUAGAACAUUUGCUUCAGGUAAAACUGAAAAAAUGGUUUACCAAUGUCUGGCUGAUCUCAACUUGCCCAGUGGAAAAAAUGAUACUAUUGAGCCGUCAGAUUUUACAUUUGAUAAAUUCUAUGAACUUUAUCAUAAGAUAUGCCCUAGAAAUGAUAUUGAAGAACUUUUCCAGUCAAUCACUCAAGGAAAAGCUGAAAAUAUCAGUUUGGAUCAAUUUAUCACAUUCCUAAAUGAGAAACAGCGCGAUCCUCGUUUAAAUGAAAUUUUAUACCCAUUGUAUGAUGAAAAGAGAGCAAUUGAAAUUAUUAACGACUAUGAACCAUCUGAAGAAGUAAAAAAUGAAAAGCAAUUAUCAAAAGAAGGUCUCAUUAGAUAUUUAAUGUCUGAUGAAAAUGCACCAGUGUUUUUGGAUCGAUUAGAUUUCUACAUGGAUAUGGAUCAACCUUUAGCUCAUUAUUAUAUUAAUUCAUCUCAUAAUACAUAUUUAUCUGGACGACAAUUUGGUGGUAAAUCUAGUGUUGAAAUGUAUCGUCAAACACUUUUAGCUGGAUGCAGAUGUGUUGAACUCGAUUGUUGGGAUGGUAAAGGCGAAGAAGAAGAGCCAAUCAUAACCCACGGGAAAGCCAUGUGUACAGAUAUUCUAUUUAAGGAUGUAAUUUAUGCUAUUCGAGACACAGCAUUUGUAACAUCUGACUUUCCAAUUAUUUUGUCAUUUGAGAAUCAUUGUUGUAAAAGUCAGCAAUACAAACUUGCCAAAUAUUGUGAUGAAAUUCUUGGAGAUUUAUUAAUGAGAGAAUGUCUACCUGAUUUUCCAUGUGAUCCAGGAGUACCAUUACCUCCGCCGUCAUUACUUAAAAGGAAAAUUAUGAUUAAGAAUAAACGGUUAAAACCAGAAGUUGAAAAAAGUGAAUUAGAGUUGUUUAGAAAAGGUCAAUUUGUCAUUGAGGAUGAAGAAAAAGAAGAUGCAACUGCAGUAACAUCAAAUCCACCUGAAGAAAAAAAGGUUGAAGCUCCUGAUGUGGGAACAGGUACCGAAGGUGCCGAGGCUCCACCACCUAUACAGUAUACUGGAUCAACUACAAAUGUACAUCCGUGGUUAUCUUCAAUGGUUAAUUAUGCACAGCCUAUCAAAUUUCAAGGUUUUGAUGUAGCUGAAAAAAAGAAUAUUCAUCAUAAUAUGAGUUCCUUUGCUGAAAACACUGGACUUGGGUAUUUAAAAUCUCAAGCAAUUGAAUUUGUAAAUUACAAUAAAAGACAGAUGAGCCGUAUUUAUCCAAAAGGAACUCGCGCUGAUUCUUCAAAUUAUAUGCCACAAGUUUUUUGGAAUGCUGGUUGUCAAAUGGUGUCAUUAAAUUUUCAAACUGCUGAUUUGCCUAUGCAGCUUAAUCAGGGAAAAUUUGAAUACAAUGGUAACUGUGGAUACUUAUUGAAACCAGAUUUUAUGCGAAGAGCAGACCGAAGCUUUGACCCAUUUGCAGAAUCCCCUGUAGACGGGGUGAUUGCUGCCCAGUGUUCGGUUCAAGUGAUUGCUGGCCAAUUUUUAUCUGAUAAGAAGGUUGGUACUUAUGUUGAAGUUGAUAUGUAUGGCCUUCCUACAGAUACUAUCCGUAAAGAAUUUCGUACUCGUAUGGUACCUAGCAAUGGUUUGAAUCCAGUGUACAAUGAAGAACCAUUUUUAUUUAGAAAGGUAGUGUUACCAGAUUUAGCGGUAUUGAGGAUUGGUGUGUAUGAAGAAAAUGGAAAACUAUUGGGACAAAGAAUUUUGCCUUUGGAUGGUCUACAAGCUGGCUAUAGACAUAUAUCAUUGAGAUCAGAAGCUAAUUUCCCAAUGGCUCUUCCUAUGUUAUUCUGUAACAUCGAGUUGAAAAUUUAUGUUCCUGAUGGUUUUGAAGAUUUCAUGGCAGCUUUAUCUGAUCCAAGAGCAUUUUUGUCAGCACAAGAAAAGCGUGCACAACAAAUGAAAGCUAUGGGUAUCGAAGAAACCGAUAUUAAUACCAAAGAUAUUUUAGCUGGCAAUGCAGGCGAAGGUGAGAAGACUGGUAAAAAGGGGAGCAAAAACAAAAAGUCUGAUGAACCAAAGAAAGAAGAAGAACUGAAAUUUGAAAAUAUAAACCUCGAGUACCUUAGAAAUGACAAAGGAUUUCAAAAAGCAAGACGAAAGCAAGAAAAAGAAUUAGAGACUUUACGCAAGCGACAAGCUAAAGAAAAGUCCGCUAUACAAAAACAUCAAUGUACAUCUGUAGAAAAAGCUGUUAAAGGCAAAGACAAAACUGAAGUAAUCAAUGAUGGUGGUGUUAAAAAACUGGUGACUGAGCAAAUGACUCAGUGGUCUGAAAUGGUUGAACGUCAUAGGCGAGAGAAAUGGGCAUUACAAAAACAACAAGCUACUGAACAACAGGAUGCCCUUUUAAAACUUAUGGAGAACCUACAAGCUGCACAAAUGAAGCAGUUAGAAGCUCGACACGAAAAAGACUUAAAAGAAAUGAACACUAGACAAGCAAAGAUAUCUGUCGAAGUGAUGAAAGAGGUAAUGAACGAUAAGACGUUGAAGACAAAAGGCGACAAAGACAGGCGAUUAAGAGAAAAGAAACAAAACAACACAAAAAAGUUCAUGGAUGAGAGGAAACAUGCUCAGAUUAAACAAGCUAAAGAUAAGGAUAAGUUGCAGGCGAAACACGAGAAGCAAAAACAAGAGUUGAUUAAAGAAAUAAACAAUAUAUUCGAUCUGUACGUUUUAGCUUUUGGAGAUGUACAAGAACGAGGAGAUCGAGUACGAGCUGAGCAACAAGACUGAGUUUUUCGUAUGAUGCCACAACAACGACGUAUCCGAAUAAUGACUCGCAUGUCGUUGCUACGGCUAUCUUUCAUGCCCAAAUUAUUAUGAUUUAUAAUAGAUUAAAUUGUUUAAUGUUUAUACAUUUUUCAUUUAGUAACAAAAAUAAUUAUAAUAUUAACUAUAUAAUUUUCUAGUGUAAAAUACAUGUUCGGUAGACCCAG
Molecule: messenger RNA, 4003 nt
Organism: Melanaphis sacchari
Lineage: Eukaryota; Metazoa; Arthropoda; Insecta; Hemiptera; Aphididae
Gene: norpA
Product: 1-phosphatidylinositol 4,5-bisphosphate phosphodiesterase
Exons: 22
Coding region: 498-3800 (1100 amino acids)
Biological process (GO): lipid metabolic process; phosphatidylinositol-mediated signaling
Molecular function (GO): calcium ion binding; phosphatidylinositol-4,5-bisphosphate phospholipase C activity
Source: RefSeq, a predicted model, not a curated record